This is a messenger RNA of Fusarium fujikuroi IMI 58289, 747 nucleotides long. RefSeq lists its product as uncharacterized. The record is from RefSeq and is a predicted model, not a curated record. Lineage: Eukaryota; Fungi; Ascomycota; Sordariomycetes; Hypocreales; Nectriaceae. Bases 1 to 747 code for a protein of 248 amino acids. Gene Ontology annotation, cellular component: 90S preribosome; nucleus. The transcript is spliced from 5 exons.
AUGUCCACUGCUAUAAAACGUGAAGCGGAGGACUCUCCUAUCCAGCCAAAGCCAAAGAAAAGCAAAAAGAGAAAGGCGAAUGCACCAGAUGAUGAACUUCUCGACACUGAGCUUGGUCUCAACACGCUCUUCACCAAGAUGGACAACCAACUCCUGGCCGAUCAUCUUGCCCAGAAAUUGGGUCGCUUCGGCACUGACUUGAGCGCUGUUGAGAUUUCCGAUAUGACUGUAUCAGCCAACGCGAUUCAAGAUACCACCUCAUGGCAAGAGUCAAGAACGCUGGAUAAGUUUCCCGAAUUCCUGGAGAAGGUGUCAGAGGACCCCGAAGAUUUAAAGAAAGCGCCCAAGAAGAAGGGGUCGCCCCAUACCCUCAUUGUUGCAGGAGCAGGUUUGAGAGCUGCAGAUAUUGUCAGGUCGAUGCGCAAGUUUCAAAGCAAAGAGAAUUCAGUCGCGAAAUUGUUCGCCAAGCAUAUGAAAGUUGAGGAGCAAGUCAAGUUCCUCCAGAACCACAAAACUGGCAUUUGUGUCGGUACACCUGCCCGACUUAUGGAUCUCAUUGACAACGGCGCACUCUCCUUGGAUAACUUGAAGCGGCUAGUCGUUGAUGCUUCACAUAUCGACCAGAAGAAGCGAGGUGUGAUGGACAUGAAGGAUACUAUGAUGCCUCUAGCUCGCUUUUUGUCAAGAAAAGAGUUCAAGGACCGAUACGGCGACGAGAAGAAGCCGUUGGCUUUGUUGUUCUAUUAG